This is a messenger RNA of Gaeumannomyces tritici R3-111a-1, 3608 nucleotides long. Its product is annotated as cap binding protein. The transcript is spliced from 4 exons. Gene Ontology annotation, biological process: nuclear-transcribed mRNA catabolic process, nonsense-mediated decay; mRNA export from nucleus. Bases 421 to 2949 code for a protein of 842 amino acids. NCBI's taxonomy places the organism in Eukaryota, Fungi, Ascomycota, Sordariomycetes, Magnaporthales, Magnaporthaceae. Gene Ontology annotation, molecular function: mRNA binding; RNA cap binding. The record is from RefSeq and is a predicted model, not a curated record. Gene Ontology annotation, cellular component: nuclear cap binding complex; nucleus.
GGUUUGCAAGACCACGCUGUUGCCUGAUAUACCAGGCGGAGACACCCGUGCGACUCAGGUCCAGCUUAUGUCAUGACGAGGCAUGACCGACUCGAGCUAUUAUUUGCUGGCGCCCAGUCUGGAACUUACAGGAGAGCUUCCUUGGAGAGUUUGAGAGGUUCAAGGUCAGCCAACAAUUCAAUUGUCAGGAAUCUGAAUUGCAUUUGAAAAAGCCUUCUUUGCGGCUCGAUACUGCGCCGUCUUGGAAUUUUAUUCAACCGAAAUCUGCGCCAGUGCUGCGGCCGCAAUUCUACCAGACGCGACCGUAACAGCCGGCUCACCUGUUCUCUUGGAUCUCAUCAAGAGCGCGUUCCGGGUCGCGACGCCCUACUACAACCUGCGUUUUGGUCGCUCUCAACGUCGCCCUUCUAUGCCGAGAUAAUGGCCGACAGCUACGACAGACGUCCUCGUGGCGGCGGCGGCCGUGGCGGAUUCAACGCAAAGAGGCGUAGAUACAAUGAUGACGAUGAUCUCGACCGACGCGGCCCGCCCCGCCGACGACACGAUGCACAGCCCUUCCCGCGGAUCCGGCGGCAGCUUCUCGGCCUGGCCGAGUCUGCCGUGCGCAAGUGGCACCAGGACGCGGUCGAGACGGCCCAGAUCGUGGCGGACCACUGGGAAGACGACUACGUUAACCGCGGGUUCGUCGACCUGACUUGUCAGCUCGCCGUCGAGCAGCCGUUCAAGACGCCCUUUGUCGCCGCCGUCGUGCUCGUCGCCAAUACGAUGCGCAGCGAGAUCGCCGCUGCCGUUCUCGCCAAGGCCGCCCGCGAUCUCGAGGAUGCGGUCGGCCGCGGCGAGUGGCGCGAGGCCAAGCUGCUGCUCAAGUUCCUCGCCUGCCUGCAGAGCUGCCUCGAGGGCGAGGGCGUCUUCCCCAUUCUGGACGCCCUGUUCGACCGCGCUGUCGACCUGCAGACGGCCAGCUCCGAUGAUACCAUCGGCACCGAGCUCGUCAAGAUCAUCCUGCUCACGAUUCCGUACGUCAUGGCUGCCGCCCCCGGACAGUGGGCUGAGAAGGCGGCGGAGCUUAUGGACAAGACCGAGAUCAUCGCUUCGGAGCCGCACCCGAUGCAGAAACUGGUCGACCCUUACGUAUUCGAUCCCAAUGACGAGAAUUCUAGCCAGCCAAGCCUGAUCGCUCUGCUCCAGAAGCAGCUUCAGGCCGAGGCCGCUGGAGGCUGGAUCGUGGACUGUAUUCCUCGGCCGUGGAAGAUGCCUCUCGAGGAGGUGGAGCACCAGUCCAAGCUGGAUGACUGCCCGAAGCACGCCCUGCCUGCUGUCAUGGUUCCCGAGAACAUUGUGACCGGCAGCCGGGAUCUGUUCCCCGAGGUUUACUUCUCGGUCUACUCGGGCCAGGAUAUCGAUUCUGUGCCCCAGGUCACCAACAUCGCGGCGUCGCUCAUACGAGACGCCAUCCUGGACACCAUCAAUAUUCUUCACUACAACAGGAAUUUCGUGGCCCGCACGCUCAUCGACGUCGACUGCUUCUUCAACAACGGCACGUUCGUCAAGCGCGCCACUCCGUUUGAUCGGCUGCGCGAUAUCGAGCAAGGCCGGUCGACGUGGAAGCCCGAGGACAUGGUGGUGGACACGGUCUUCUCGCAGCUCUUCCAGCUGCCGGCGCCGGAGCAUAAACUGGUGUACUACCACUCGGUGCUGUACGAGACGUGCAAGGUAUCGCCGGCGGCCAUCGCGCCCAGUCUGGGCAGGGCCAUCAGGUCGCUGUACCGCAAUGGCGGUCGCCUCGAUCUGGAGCUGAACCACCGCUUCGUCGACUGGUUCUCUCAUCACUUGAGCAACUUUGGCUUCACCUGGAAGUGGACCGAGUGGGUCGACGACGUGAAGCUGCCGAUGCUACACCCGCACAAGGCCUUCAUCCUGGCGGCGCUGGACAAGGAGAUACGGCUGAGUUUUGCCCAGCGCAUCAAGAACACGGUUCCGGACGAGUAUAAGCCUCUGAUCAGUGCCGAGAAGGAGAUGGAUGUGCCCGUUUUCAAGUUCGCCAAGGAUGACGUGCCCUUUGCCCGCCAGGGACGCGAGAUGGUUAAACUCCUCAAGAGCAAGGUGCCGGACGAGGAGAUUCAGCCCUUGAUCGAGCAGAUCCAGAACGAGGCGGUGGACCAGGGGCGCGAUCCGCUUGUGAGCAGCACCGAUGUCUUCAUGACGGCGGUGCUGGCAGUGGGAUCCAAAUCGCUCAGCCACGUUCUGGCUUGCAUCGAGCGGGUCAAGGACCGGCUCCUGGACAGUGGUUCGGCCUCGGCGGCGGCACGGACGCAGAUCAUGGCGGCCGUCAUGUCGUACUGGUCAGCGCACCCGGGCGUGGCGCUCUCCAUUGUGGAGAAGCUGCUGAACUACGCCAUCCUGACGCCGCAGGUUGUGGCCGAAUGGGCCGUGAGCGGCGAGGCGUCGGACGAGGCGCGUCUGGCGCACGCCUAUCUCUACGAGCUGGUGCUGAACACGGUCAUCAAGGUCUCGGGCCGGGCGCGCCAGAUAGUGGCGCAGCAGGAGGCGGCCAAGCCGGCGGCCGACGGCGACCUCGCCAUGACGGAUGCCAGCAACGGCGACGGCCCGGACCACGUUCCCUACGCGGACACGCCCGAGGCCAAGGACCUGCGGGAGCUGUUCCAGCUGAUCGAGAGCGCGGUCAAGGCGAGGUCGGCAUCGUCGGUCCUGGCGGCGGCGGGCGACCCGCUGGCGCGCCAGUGGGUCGACCGGUGGCUGCGCGCGUUCCAGCGCCGCGCCGCCGUCGAGGAGAACUUUUUCGUCGAGGCCGAGAAGAACCGCAAGAGGAUCGCCGCUGCUGCCGCCGAGGCUGCGGCUCACGCGGCGGCGGCGGCCGAGGCUGCGGCUGCUGCUGCGGCUGCUGCUCCGACGGAGGAGGUCCCCGCUGCCGCUGCCGAGGCGAACUAGGAGUUGCCGCCUGGCGAUGAGGACCUGAUGUCGUUUGAACCCCGGAAUGUUGCCGAGGGAUCUGCAAUGGCCACUUCGCCGGCCAAGGGCCAGGGCAAAGACGAUGCGCAGAAGGCGGAGCCCAAGGACGCUCCACUGGAUCUUCUGGCUGGAGAUGUCGAGCUCAACCUCCAGGAAGCUCUCGCUCCGAACCCCAACGAGGCGGAUCUGAUUACAUUUUAGGGAUCCUGGUUGUUUCUUGCGCACCGCGCACCUUUUCUCCGGGCGAUGGGCCACCUAGGCACAGCUUCAAAUGCUGGUUCGUCCCCGCCUCUGCCCAGCUAUACCCUACUCUUUUCUUUCUGUAUUAUACGUGGUGGCAGUGUUUCGAUAAUUGGGCAAGGAAAGCGGGCGAAACAGAGAAGCAGGGAGAUGGGAGGCGUGGAUGCUAUUCUACACACAACAUCUGAGACUCGAAACCAAGAAAAAUGGACAGGCGAUAUGAGCUAGAAUGGCGACAAAAUAGUCAAAGGGGCUUUAUACCAGCACUACAUAGGUACUUAGCUAACGAGUGGUUUCUAUGGCGUAGCUUGCAAUGAUGAAGAAGCAGAGGCUUCAUACAAGGCAGGUCCGUUGCGUCACCACUUGCCACGCGACGCAGUGUGGCUUUUCGGGCAUGG